UACGGGAUCUUCGAAGACACUAAUAUCAUGUCCUACUGGGAGUCGACCCACCACUUCCCGAUUCCCGAUGCGAUGGCAAAGAAAUACCCGUGGCUGAUAGUGUUUCAGAAGGAACGCAGUAACCGUAGAUCCCACGCGGGCCGUGCGUGGAAGCAGUUCUUGGAGUUGUUGAUCACCGUCAUGCGUGAAGGGUGGUGUGACCUGGACAUCCUGCUGGAUCCACAUUUUCUGCAUUUCCCCAAGCGCGCCGAGUCCGUCACGUGGUACCCAGGGUUGGCCUCGCGCCAGGCUAAUUUGGUGGAUCGUAACUUGAACCGGCCAGAGCCCACGGAUCUCAUGAAGGCGUUGAAUGAGUGUAACAACGAGGAUCCAUGGUGCAAUCACUACCGGGAUACUCCCCAAUACCAUCCUGCGCGCAACAUCGCGCGUCUUCCUGCCAAAUUUUUCAAUCUUCGCGCGGUUGGUGACCAGUAG
Messenger RNA from Phytophthora sojae, 474 nucleotides. RefSeq lists its product as hypothetical. The annotation marks the transcript as partial. The record is from RefSeq and is a predicted model, not a curated record. Lineage: Eukaryota; Oomycota; Peronosporomycetes; Peronosporales; Peronosporaceae. The transcript has a single exon.